GUUUAUGGCUCGGUGGCCCCGCUUCCGGGUUCGCUUGCGGUUGCCAGGGGAGGCCUGGGCCGCGGCAUAGCAACGGCGAUCGGAGGGACGCUUUGUGAAGUCGGAGACCGAUGCAGACUACCCCGGGCUGCGGGUUUUGAGCACGACUUCUCGGCUGGUUCUCCUGAAUCCACACUAUAUGUUCUGUUUUGCACAAUAUUGAUUGCUGUUACUUGAAGAGAAAGAGUCAUGGCAGAUCCUGGAGAGGGCAAGAAGGAUGAGGCUGACUACAAGAGGAUGCACAGCUUCCCAUUAAUACGGCACACGGACAUGCCAGAAGAGAUGCGAGUAGAAACCAUGGAGCUCUGUGUUACAGCCUGUGAAAAGUUUGCCAGUAAUAAUGAGAGUGCAGCGAAGAUGAUUAAAGAGACAAUGGACAAGAAGUUUGGGUCCUCGUGGCAUGUGGUGAUUGGAGAAGGCUUUGGAUUUGAGAUCACUCAUGAAGUCAAGAACCUUCUAUACAUGUUUUUUGGGGGCAGCCUGGCUAUUUGUGUCUGGAAGUGUUCAUGAGGGACCUUGGUCAGGUUUGCCUUCUCCUUCCACUUCUUUUCUUCUACUCAGGAUGUGCUGCUACAAGGCCUCGCUCAGGAAAGAGUCUCCAGCCAGGCUCUCUAUUUAUCUUUGGGGUGUCUGGGAGUCACCUCGUAACCCGUUGGGAAUCAGAAGGGUUUGCAAUAGAUUUGCAGGCACCUACACCGUGGAUUGUUUUUAACUAUACAAGAAGGGGACUAGAUCGGCUUUUGCAAUACGUUCCUAAUUAGACGCUUCAGAGCUUUUCAACAAUCAGUUACACCAAAUGAAGAAUAGGAACAGCUGUCAAACACCUUUUUCUGAACCCCUGACCCUCAGAGGCUUUUGUAACCAGUAAUAAUGUAUGCACAGGGUUUUACCGUCCAACUGGCACCGCAGCUCUGGUUUCCCAAAUAUAUUUUAUGAUCACUCUCAUUCCUCAUCUUCUUUUCCCUCUACGUCUUACAAGAACAUUUCUUUCAUUAGCUAUUUCUUUGACACUCUGGCCUCUUGUAAUUCUCAAUCUCACACGUCCUAUCAUGUAUGAGUCAUUCCUUCCCGCUCCUCUUCACAAGCCGGCUUACCAUCUUCCCUUGGAGAAUAAUUUUUAACAUAUGUUUCGUCACAUCGAGAAUUUUGCUAUUAAUUCUCAAACACUACACAUAAAGUAGACCUGUCAUCCGUACAUUUAUAGAGAAUACCCUCAUGUAAUGGAGAAAAGUGUCUGAUCUCAGAAACAGAAGCUUUGUGCUCAUAUGUUACAUUGACGGCAGGCGGUGUAUUUGCAUUGAACAUGUAAUAGAUGUGACAGAUGGUGAGGUUCUGGAAUUGUGUACCAGUUAAGUAUUGUAUUAGGGUAGCUAUUGAUUUUGCAAGUAACGUGUUAAAAAGGGUUCAGAAAUAUCUGGGUUGAUUGGCUGGGUUUCUCUAUUCAUCAUAGCUGCAUUCACCUGAGUGACAUGUACACACACAGAUAGAUCUAUAUAUUUGUGCAAUAUAUUUUUAAUCUGCAUGUGAUCAUAUAUGAAUUUCCAUCUCUCCAUUCUAUUUCUCACUCCCCCUCACCUCCCGUUUGUCCAUUUGACGUAGACAUGCAACAUAGACUAUCCACAAGCCAUAAAUAAUAGAUCAGGAGAUUAGGAUACCACAGAGAAGCCUGCCAGCUACCAGUCCUUAAUUCCUCUCGUUCAGUGGCAGAAACGUGAAGCCAUGUUUCUUGGAAGGAUUUUAUACUCUGUUGGAACUUCAAGUAUGCUGUUUUUUAUGUUACCUCUGGUUCUAAAACUGUUUACUCUACUUGUCAUUAAUAAACUUCCUUGGAUUUUUUACAGAAAA
Messenger RNA from Bufo bufo (common toad), 1884 nucleotides. RefSeq names its product dynein axonemal light chain 4 (gene DNAL4). Gene Ontology annotation, molecular function: dynein intermediate chain binding; dynein light intermediate chain binding. Bases 229 to 549 code for a protein of 106 amino acids. Gene Ontology annotation, cellular component: dynein complex. The transcript is spliced from 4 exons. Gene Ontology annotation, biological process: microtubule-based process. The record is from RefSeq and is a predicted model, not a curated record. NCBI's taxonomy places the organism in Eukaryota, Metazoa, Chordata, Amphibia, Anura, Bufonidae.